Molecule: messenger RNA, 1478 nt
Organism: Daphnia magna
Lineage: Eukaryota; Metazoa; Arthropoda; Branchiopoda; Diplostraca; Daphniidae
Exons: 9
Coding region: 812-1180 (122 amino acids)
Source: RefSeq, a predicted model, not a curated record
AUUACCGAGAAUAGCUUGUUAGUAGUAGUGCAGUUGGGUUUUAACCCCUUUCCGGUGAAUCAUGCCUACUGAAUUUUUCAUUACAAAUCUAAAAUUUAAAAAAGGGGGCAAAAGUAAUGUUUUGAAAUUGUUAAUGUGACAGCAAAGCUAAAUAAAGAUCCGGUCUAUCACAGGAAGUGAAACCCAGCCCACAGGAUGCAAAACCAGGAUGUGUGAAACAUUCAUGAACAACCCUGCUGCCAUUAUGUCAAAUAGAUUCAACUCGUAUGUCACCAAGUCACAUUACGGAUUAACAGAUGGCGUAAGGUGGCUCGCGGGAUUCAAAGAAUUGGCUAGUGGCACGCCCAAGGGGAGCGGAAAAGAGUGAAUGAAUCAAUGCGCUUAUAGUGAUUCCCAAGAAACAAGUGCAUUGACGUUCGAAGAAGCCUUAGAAUAAUUUUUUAGUGGCGUCGUAGCCAAAAGCUCAGCUUCUUCAUUACUUAAUUGAAAACGAAACCCACAAGUUGUCGGGAAAAGUAACAACAACAAGCUGGUCCAUCCAAUCCAUCAAGAGGUCUUGAAACUACGUCUCAGUCGGGUUUUGACCUAUCAAAUCGCGCCCGAUCUUGACCCGUAAUUGGAUUACAGAUAACGCAAGAGAUGACAUUUCCAACAGACGAAAACACCGAGUGAUCUGAUUCUCUUAAUAACAACACGGGUGUUGGGCGGGCAUUGCGACAUUAUCGUCCAAGGGAAAUAAUUCAAUUGAUUCCGGUGUGAGCAUCGAUUAACGUACUUUUGGACGAAAUCAAACAAAAACUAUAUCAACAACAUGAGUGCUGCUUUUCGAUUGGCCCUCUUCAGUUUGCUGCUUAUUGUCCACUCGGCACGACCCAUGAGCAUCACCAAGAGACAGAGCGGUCAAGUAACAUUCUGCGGUCUGCACACUCCUUGCGGCUGGGGAGUUUACAAUUCAAACACACGCCAAAUGGACUACUUUGUUCGAAACAUCUGCCAAUGCAACCGACCUCUAGAGCGUUGUUUGCGUGCGGGCGACGAUGUCAGCAUCUCGGCUUACGUCUAUCGCUGCGUCCGGUCUCGGACUUCUCCGUUGACCAUCAGCGGCGCUUCUGCCGUCGGUGCCGCAACCGGAAGAAGUUCAAUUGAUACAGCGCCCAAUUUGAUCGACAUGAAAUUGUGAACAUUCAACAAAGGAAAUUGAAAAAAAAAAAAAAACUGACGCGCAAAACACCCGCAGGUUUUAAAAAAGCGAACAAAAUAGGUUUUUAUUUCUCUCCUAACACUCAUUUGUCUCUUGAUUUCCCUGCGCGACACAUUUUUCACUAUAUAUCGACUUUGGAAUUAUUUUCAAUUCACCUUCAUUAUUUAUUUAAUUUGUUAUGCCAUUAAAAUAUGACUUUAUAUGACGCAAGAAAACUAAGUCGUUUUCUGAAUUUUACAUUGACCAACUAAACAAUAUACUCCAAUUACUCCAUUCA